CCCCCCCAGGUGCACGGGCUGGUGGAGGAGGGGCUCUGGGAGGCCGUGAGAAGCUACGACAAGGACCCGUCGCUGACCGCCGCCCUGGACGCCUUCCAGCAGGAGUUCUCGUGCUGUGGGGUGGAUAACUACACGGACUGGGCCAGCCUGGAGCAGUUCAGGGCCAACGACUCCGUGCCCAGCUCCUGCUGCCGCCAGCCCAGCGCCGGCUGCAACGUCCGGCCCAGCCCGGCCACCGUCUUCACCAGGGGCUGCCUGCCGAGCCUCGAGGCCUGGGUCAGGAGGAACAUGCUGGUGGUGGCGGCCGUGGCGCUGGGCAUCGCCUUCUUCGAGGUGAGACCCCCCCCAAAAGGGGCUGGGACCCCCCUGAAUGGGGCUGGGAGCCCCACUGACCCCGUGGGGCUGGGGUCUGGUUCUGGGGGCUCCGUGUGCCACCUCCAUGUCCCCAGAUCCUCACGUGCCACCUCAGUGUCCCCAGAUCCCCCGAGCUGA
This is a messenger RNA of Pyrgilauda ruficollis (rufous-necked snowfinch), 492 nucleotides long. Its product is annotated as CD63 antigen-like. Gene Ontology annotation, cellular component: membrane. The annotation marks the transcript as partial. Lineage: Eukaryota; Metazoa; Chordata; Aves; Passeriformes; Passeridae. The record is from RefSeq and is a predicted model, not a curated record. The transcript is spliced from 3 exons.